GAAAAAGGGGAGAGUGAGGACGUGUGUUGGUGAAAGCUGGGAGGAAGGAUGGCUGCUCAUGUUUGAACUGCCUCAUAUGCUCAAAGGAAGAGUCAAGGCAAAAAUUCAGCAGAGAAACACACGUCUCACUGGGGGACGCAUCUUGCUCAUCAUUCGUGGGGAAGCAGAGAAGAUUUGGCAAUGCCCGCUGAAGUAAAAGAGGAGCAGAGUUCAGAGGGGCCUCCUCCACUAUCUUUGUCCCAGGAGGCGAAAGAGGCGACUGUGGAUAACCCGUCAGCCAAUGAGGAGCUGGACACGCCCACUUCCAUUGCCUCCGUGGUGACAUCGACCAAUGAGAGCUCGACGGAGACCGACACCCCGCAGCAAACAGACACUGAGGAGUCCAAAGCUGUGGAACAAGAGGGCGAACAGGCUCCAAAUGAGACCCAACAAUCCCCAGAGACACAGCAGGAGGACCUCCAGACACCAGACACACCUGAUCUUAUUUUGACUCCAGAUGUUCCGGAUGACUCUCCUGCUGAGCAACCACCUCCUGAAGCACCCGCCGAGUCUGUUAUAUCACAGCCGCCGGUGGUGGUGCAGCAGCCUGAGGAGCCUCAGCCGGUGAUCCCUGACAGGCAGAGCAGAGUGUACACCCUACCUGACACCUACAGAGGCAUCGGGGGGGAAUUAUGUCCAGGGUAUGGGAGCCUGUCCCGUGCCACCCUCCACGGCUACUGGCCCGCCAAGAACUUUCAGCCCGGGGCUCACUGCACGCUGCCCUUCCUCCGGGAGAGCUACUCUCCGGCAGGUCUCAGCAGCCAGGUGGAGGAGGAGGGCCUCAGCGAACGGGGAGAAAACCCUCUGGACAUGAAGGCUGAGCACCCGGCUUCCAGUUACCCAACACUGGCGGGGAUCCACCAGUUCAGGCCGAUCACCACCAUGGAGCUCCUCAGGGAGCCCUCCAGAACCAGAGGCGGUUAUGAUGAUGCCUUCAUGGCCCAGCUGGAGGGGAACCUGAAUCCUUUCUUCCAGGCCAUGUGCCGGGCUCAGACCCUGCAGUUCCCCCACAAACGCAGCAGCAUGGUGAGCCUGGACAGCCUCCGCAGAGACCCGCGCUGGAGAGACCCCAAUCUGCAUGAGGUGAUCUCCAUGCUCGGCCACCCGAUGGACCCGGUCAAAUCCAAUGCUGCCGCCUAUUUGCAGCACCUGUGUUACGAGAACGACCGCAUCAAGCAGGAGGUGCGCCAGCUUAACGGGGUGCCAUGCUUGGUGGAAUUACUGGACCACCCCAAGCCUGAAGUCCACCGCAAGGCCUGUGGAGCUUUGCGCAACAUAUCCUACGGAAAAGACCACAAUAACAAAGUGGCCAUAAAGAACUGCGAUGGCAUCCAAGCUUUAGUCAGGCUAAUGAGGAGGACGAGCAGCAUGGAGGUCAAAGAGUUGGUCACAGGUACACUGUGGAACCUCUCCUCUCAUGAGCCGCUGAAGAUGAUGGUAAUCAACAACGGGCUUCAAACACUGACGGAUGAGAUCAUCAUCCCGCACUCAGGCUGGAGGAGAGACGCAACCGACCCCUCCAAACUGCUGAGUGCUGAGUGGACCACCGUCUUCAAGAACACCUCUGGAUGUCUAAGGAACGUCAGCUCUGACGGGGCGGAGGCUCGACAGAGGUUGAGGGAGUGUGAGGGGCUUGUGGAGGCGCUCCUUCAUGCCCUUCAGUCGGCUGUUGUCAACAAGGACACUGACAAUAAGUCGGUGGAGAACUGUGUGUGCAUCCUACGAAACCUGUCCUAUCAUGUUCACAAAGAGAUACCCGGAGCCGAGCGUCUUCAGGAGCCCCACGGCAAUCAUCUGAUGAAAUCAGUGGGGCACCAGAAGAAGAAGAAUGAGCCCGACUGUUUUGGAGGGAAAAAACCCAAAGAGGAAUGGUUCAACCAAGGUUGGAAAAAUGGAUUAAUGGACAGAAAGUACGGUACAUUGGAUUUACCAAAACGUACAGAACAAAUGAAAGGACUGGAGCUGCUGUAUCAGCCUGAGGUGGUGAGGCUCUACCUCUCUCUUCUUACCUGCAGUCACAACCACAACACCCUGGAGGCAGCCGCAGGGGCCCUGCAGAACCUCGCUGCAGGACAAUGGGCUUGGUCCAGCUUCAUCCGGGCCACAGUGAGGAAAGAGAAGGGGCUUCCUAUUCUGGUGGAGCUGCUGCGCUCAGACGCUGACAAAGUGGUGCGGGCGGUCGCUAUUGCUCUCCGCAACCUGGCGAUGGACCGAAGGAAUAAAGACCUCAUCGGGAGCUAUGCUUUGAGGGACCUUGUGGGCAAUCUGCCUUGUGGGCAGCAGCACCCGGCCAAGAACCUUGAGGGAGAUACGGUGGUGUCUAUUUUGAACACCAUACACGAGAUCAUCACAGAUAGCCCCGAGAACGCCCGAGCGCUCAUACAGGGUCACGCAGUACAGAAACUGGUGGCCAUCAACAAGUCAAGCCAAUCAGCACGGGAGACCAAGGCUGCUUCCCAUGUGCUCCAGACAAUAUGGGCCUACAAAGACCUGCGACACACGCUGAUCAAGGCUGGUUGGAACAAGACCCACUUUAAGCCAACAGCUACCGGAGUGACGAAAAAAUCCAAGAGUGGAAAGCAAGGCGCCGAUGACAUCACCUUGCCUCUCAUGGACAAAAACCAAGAUGUAUACUCCAGUUUAGAGCCAAACGAUAGAGUUGGGGAUGCUAAAGGGCCUGUUGUGGAAAGAGACAACCUCCAGGCGCUAAGUGAGAGAAAACACUUCAUCAGAGCUGGCAGGCCUGCAGUGGGCCUCAUGGAUAACAAACCUCCACCGCUGGACUCCUGGGUGUAAACACGACAACACGGCCAGAUAAAUCCUGCAGAGACACUCUCCAUUGGUGAAAUACAGAUUUGUGCUGUUUGCUCAUUCUUGUACAGACAAUUAAAAUAAUUUCCUUAGUUUACAGGAAAUAACGUGCCAAACAUUUACAUGUAUAUAUUAUGGAGGUUAUCUGGCAAAACAUUUAAUAGAUUUUGUCUUAGGAUAAUAUAGCCUACUGUAUUUCUGAAAAGCUCCUGAAGGAUUAUGUAUGACAUGAAAUAGCCUGAAUAUGCAAACUGUGGUGAAUCAUGACUCCAAAGAUUAUAUGACAUGUACAAUUUGAAUUUUAUUGCUACACAAAAAGGAAGUAAUUUAUAAAAAGUCUAGUUUGCUGAGGCCUAAAUUAGCAUCUGUUGUUGUCCAUCCCCAUGGGUUAUGGGCUGAAAGAGAUUCUGAUAUACAAUUAUUUAAAUAUAAUUUGGUCAGUGUUUGAGAUAAUUACUAUUAGGGCCAUCGUCGGCCUCAAAACAUCCAAAUCAUUUUAAAUUAAGUUUAUUCUUGACAGAUCUGCCAUCAGACUCGACUAUGCUGUUAUUAGCGAAUCCUCUCUAUUCCAUUUGUUUCAUGAUGGGCAAAAGGGAAUUGUAAAUGUGUAACAAAAGACUGUUAAUAUUCCAAAUGAAGGUAUUUAUAUUGUAAUAUUUAUUGUAAUACCCAUGUUAUUAAUUAAAGGUUAUUGAUGUGCAUUAGCUAAUCCCGGUAAGUGAUCCUACAUUCUAUACAACUCUGCUUUGCAGUGGUCCUUUUUGCAUCGCUAUGUUGAAUGAAAAACGAAAAUAAAUGA
Molecule: messenger RNA, 3649 nt
Organism: Eleginops maclovinus (Patagonian blennie)
Lineage: Eukaryota; Metazoa; Chordata; Actinopteri; Perciformes; Eleginopidae
Gene: arvcfa
Product: ARVCF delta catenin family member a
Exons: 16
Coding region: 181-2835 (884 amino acids)
Biological process (GO): cell-cell adhesion; cell-cell junction assembly
Cellular component (GO): cytoplasm; plasma membrane; nucleus
Molecular function (GO): cadherin binding
Source: RefSeq, a predicted model, not a curated record